Salvelinus fontinalis (brook trout) is the source of this 3526-nucleotide messenger RNA. RefSeq lists its product as uncharacterized. Lineage: Eukaryota; Metazoa; Chordata; Actinopteri; Salmoniformes; Salmonidae. The coding region runs from base 684 to 1613 and encodes 309 amino acids. The record is from RefSeq and is a predicted model, not a curated record. The transcript is spliced from 10 exons.
UUUAGCAAAUCUAGAACGUAUGGAACGGAACCCAUUUCCAACCCAAUCAAUUCCAGGGCCCGAUGUCCCAAAACCAUAAACCGGACCAAGGUUCAUUCAAACAGUUUCAGGAAGUGACAGAGGAAGUGGAGUAGUGAGCCACAGUGUAACGUUCUCUGGUUUCUCUGUUCAUAGACGAGGAGAGACAGACAGACAGAGAGGAGAGACAAACAGACAGAGAGGAGAGACAAACAGACAGAGAGAGCAGAGACAGAGAGGAGAGACAGACAGAGAGGAGAGACAGACAGAGAGGAGAGACAGACAGAGAGGAGAGACAGACAGAGAGGAGAGACAGACAGAGAGGAGAGACAGACAGAGAGGAGAGACAGACAGAGAGGAGAGACAGACAGAGAGGAGAGACAGAGAGAGGAGAGACAGAGAGAGGAGAGACAGAGAGAGAGGAGAGACAGAGAGAGAGGAGAGACAGACAGAGAGAUAGACAGACAGACAGAUAGACAGACAGACAGAGAGACAGACAGACAGAGAGGAGAGACAGACAGAUAGACAGACAGAGAGGAGAGACAGACAGAGGAGAGACAGACAGGAGAGACAGUAUACUACUGAACUGUCUGUCUCGUGGAGGAACAGACUACAAGGAGGCAGAAUACUACACGUGUCUGUCUGACCGUGUGUCAUGCGUUACCAUGACCAGAGCAGCACUCAUCAAACUCUUCAUCCUCAUCCUCCUCGCCUUCAUCAUCUGUCUCCCAGAGUUCUUCACUUCACACAGAGCGAGGGUAAACUUCCACUGUGUGACCUUUGACCCCUGUGGGGACCAGGAAGUGACAACACAGUGUGACCCCGGGCUGACCCCUGCGGAACAGAACUCCGACCGGAGCGGCGAGGAAAAGCCCGUCUGUAACACCCGGAGGACGGGUUCUGGAGUGAACUGGUUGCUGUGUGACACGGAGACGGACCUGCCCGCUCUCCGUGGAAACGCCUCGCUGUCAGGGAGGAGGGUGGCGCUAUCAAUGUUGUCAGAAGGAGGGAACGUGACUUUGUACGACUUAAUGACAGAGGAGAAGAAAGAGAGGGAGGAAGAGAGGGAGGAAGGACAAGGAUUCGUCUACUGCUGUUUUCGAACCCCACCCCUUUCCAUACCAACCAAUCACAGCCAGUGUCUCCUUCAUCUCCACACCCAAGGAACCAAUCAGACAGCUGUAAAGUCUGACCUGCCCUGGACACGGCCACCUAGAAGUGAGUGGUUGUGUGUGUUCAGGGUGGUGUGGUUGGUCCUGGUGGUUGUGGUCAUGUUGACCGUUCUCACCGGGGUCCUGGGUCUGAUCUACUGGAGGACUCGCUGCUGCCGAAAGGAGCCCAGGGUGUAUCCAGCCAGUGUGUUCCAGAACAGAGGAUUCAACACGGACAUCCCUCAUGUCUCUGUUUCACUACAUCACUCCUCAGAGCUGCUGCUCUGUGGAUACAGGACUACAUACUGGACAGGCCUGUUGUCACCUAUUCAUGAAGAGAAGACUACAGAGGAUGAGCCUUGUCAGGGUUACUACGGUAAUGAAACAGCGCUCCACCACCGCAGCCACCCUCUCCCCUCAUCCCUUUCUCCUGAAGAGCUCUAGAUGAACAGAGCAGAAGACAGGAACACCAAGACAUUACUUCCUUUUAACGUCUUGACAGGUUUUGUUUUGUUUUAACAAAUGAAUGCGGUCCCUGAAUGGGGUCCCUGAAUGGUGUCCCUGAAUGGUGUCCCUGAAUGGUGUCCCUGAAUGGUGUCCCUGAAUGGUGUCCCUGAAUGGUGUCCCUGAAUGGUGUCCCUGAAUGGGGUCCCUGAAUGGGGUCCCCGAAUGGGGUCCCUGAAUGGGGUCCCCGAAUGGGGUCCCUGAAUGGUGUCCCUGAAUGGUGUUCCUGAAUGGUGUCCCUGAAUGCUGUCCCUGAAUGGUGUCCCUGAAUGGUGUCCCUGAAUGGUGUCCCUGAAUGGGGUCCCUGAAUGGUGUCCCUGAAUGGUGUCCCUGAAUGCGGUCCCUGAAUGGGGUCCCUGAAUGGUGUCCCUGAAUGGUGUCCCUGAAUGGGGUCCCUGAAUGGUGUCCCUGAAUGGGGUCCCUGAAUGGGGUCCCUGAAUGGUGUCCCUGAAUGGUGUCCCUGAAUGGGGUCCCUGAAUGGUGUCCCUGAAUGGGGUCCCUGAAUGGUGUCCCUGAAUGGUGUCCCUGAAUGGUGUCCCUGAAUGCGGUCCCUGAAUACCGACCCUGAAUGGUGUCCCUGAAUGGUGUCCCUGAAUGGUGUCCCUGAAUGGUGACCCUGAAUGGUGUCCCUGAAUGGGGUCCCUGAAUGGUGUCCCUGAAUACGGUCCCUGAAUACCGACCCUGAAUGGUGUCCCUGAAUGGUGUCCCUGAAUGGUGUCCCUGAAUGGUGUCCCUGAAUACGGUCCCUAAAUACCGACCCUGAAUGGGGUCCCUGAAUGGUGUCCCUGAAUACGGUCCCUGAAUACCGACCCUGAAUGGUGUCCCUGAAUGGUGUCCCUGAAUGGUGUCCCUGAAUGGUGUCCCUGAAUACGGUCCCUGAAUACCGACCCUGAAUGGGGUCCCUGAAUGGUGUCCCUGAAUGGUGUCCCUGAAUGGGGUCCCUGAAUGGUGUCCCUGAAUACGGUCCCUGAAUACCGACCCUGAAUGGUGUCCCUGAAUGGUGUCCCUGAAUGGUGUCCCUGAAUGGUGUCCCUGAAUACGGUCCCUAAAUGGUGUUCCUGAAUGGUGUCCCUGAAUGGUGUCCCUGAAUGGUGUCCCUGAAUGGUGUCCCUGAAUACGGUCCCUAAAUGGUGUUCCUGAAUGGUGUCCCUGAAUGGUGUCCCUGAAUGGUGUCCCUGAAUGGUGUCCCUGAAUACGGUCCCUAAAUGGUGUCCCUGAAUGGUGUCCCUGAAUGGUGUCCCUGAAUGGUGUUCCUGAAUGGUGUCCCUGAAUGGGGUCCCUGAAUGGUGUUCCUGAAUGGUGACCCUGAAUGGUGACCCUGAAUGGGGUCCCUGAAUGGUGUUCCUGAAUGGUGUUCCUGAAUGCUGUCCCUGAAUGCGGUCCCUGAAUGGUGUCCCUGAAUGGUGUCCCUGAAUGCUGUCCCUGAAUGGUGUCCCUGAAUGCUGUCCCUGAAUGGUGUCCCUGAAUGCUGUCUUGAUAGGUUGGAGGUUGGGGGGGGGUUAUUACUAUUCUCCUGGAAAUCCUCAAAAGCCCCCACAAGGACAUUUCUCCCUCGUGGGGAUAUUUCCCAGGUCCCCUUAGGAUUAGGGAAAAUAUAUAUUUUUUUAUGGAAAUACAUUGUGUGUGUGUGUGUGUGUGUGUGUGUGUGUGUGUAUAUAUAUAUAUAAAGACAUGGCUCUGAAACAGAUUAAAGUUUAAAAAGGUGUUUUAUUUUUGUUGUUGUUGGUAUUUUGUGAUUACGGUUCCGUUGUCAGAUUCCAUCUCCGUUACCAUGGCAGCAUAUUAAUAAAUGAUCAAACAACGACUUAAUAAACCAGUGGACCUAAAAAUACACGCAGAAAUAGAAAACAUCA